Rhincodon typus (whale shark) is the source of this 3142-nucleotide messenger RNA. Its product is annotated as ADAMTS-like protein 5. Gene Ontology annotation, molecular function: protein binding; metalloendopeptidase activity. Gene Ontology annotation, biological process: extracellular matrix organization. The transcript is spliced from 13 exons. Gene Ontology annotation, cellular component: extracellular matrix. NCBI's taxonomy places the organism in Eukaryota, Metazoa, Chordata, Chondrichthyes, Orectolobiformes, Rhincodontidae. The record is from RefSeq and is a predicted model, not a curated record. The coding region runs from base 644 to 2284 and encodes 546 amino acids.
UAACAAGGACUGAUACAUGCAUGAGACACCCGGAAAAAAAAAUUCUUCCCUUCCCGGGAUUUAUUUGGCUGCAAGAAGUUUCAAAACUUUGGGCCAUUUCAACAUUCAGACGGCCACCGAUGCUUGGAAAUUUUCUAACUAAACGGAUCCAGGGGAAAAAAUAUCCCACCUACCUGUGUGUGUGUGUGUGUGUGUGACUGUGUGUGUGUGGGUCAGUUAAAAUGAUCAGCACAAGUGACCAGUAAAACACGUGUCUGGAUUUCAAAAGGAAAGAAAUAUUUUGCGAAGGAUGACGCUUGGAGGAAAAUUACUAAUUAUUAAGGAGCCGUGGCUAAUUCUUUAAAGGAGAUCGUAUGGGAGGGGAGGAGGAGAGUACAUUUAUUUAAAUGACCACGAUACAUUUCUCAAAGUUUCAGUCCAGAAAGGGACAGUGCCGCUUGCAGUUAAUUUCUGGUGAAUAUCAUAAAUUCAUCGCCAUUGAUAGCCCAGUGUCCACCAGGAGCGAGCUGGACUUUCGGAAAUCCUUGAGCCCUCCUGUAAGUUUGGAGAAUAGUCGAUGUUACGUGAGGCAAUCGGUUCUGAAGAUUUGAGUGCAAAUGAAGCGACGUGAUGACAGCCCAAGAUAAGUGUUCACGCUGAGAUCAUGCAAGUGAGAUCAAGCAUGUUCCGGCUGCCCAGCUGGAGAUGGUAUUGCUGGAAAUCUUGGCUGCUAGCUGCGUUGUUCCUGGGAUUUGGAGCCCUCUAUAGUGCUCAGGCUGUGAAUCAGAAGCUGAGAAGAUCUCAAUGGCUGAACAGAGUACGUCAGCGCCGUCAGGUUUGGUCCAAUGAGUGGUCACCAUGGGGCAGUUGGAGCGCUUGUUCCAGUACGUGUGGCGGGGGAGCAUCCUUCCGGACCAGGCAGUGUUUGAGGUACUUGAACACAGAGGAUUGCCCAGGGGAUCAGAGGCAGUACAAAGUGUGUAAUGUUGUGGACUGUCCUCCAGGAUCUGUUGAUUUCCGAAAGAUGCAAUGUUCACUCUACAACAACAAGCCAAUCCAGGGCAAUUUGAUGAACCACCAGUGGCUACCAUUCUAUGGGGCUCCCAAUCAAUGUGACCUCAACUGCCUUGCCAAAGGGAAGAAUUUCUACUACAUGUUUGGUCGUGUUCUAGAUGGGACAAAGUGCAGGCCUGACUCAUCGGAUAUGUGCAUUAAUGGGCAGUGUCUGAAAGUAGGUUGUGACAGGAUCCUCGGCUCAAAGGCCAGAACAGAUGUCUGCGGUGUUUGCGGAGGACGGAACGACUCCUGCAUCCUGGUCCGGAGAGUUUACCGUUCAGCAUUCCCCUCCUCUGGUUACUUUGGUUACAAUAAUGUAACUGUGAUCCCAGCAGGAGCCACUAACAUUAAAGUUACAGACAACAGCAGGAACUACCUAGCCCUAAUAAAUGGCAAAAAUCACUAUGUGAUCAAUGGAAACUGGGUAAUAGACUGGCCGGGAGAAUAUGAUGUCGCUGGCACCAAAGUACUGUACAAGCGUUCUGCUAGUAACCACGAGACAAUUGAGGCUACAGGACCAACAGCGGAGGACCUCCAUGUGAUGGUUCUUCUACAAGAGGAAAAUUCAGGUAUCGAAUACGAGUUCUGGCUUCCGAAUGAGCGCUACAGCCAUUACCAGGGAGGACACAGUCCACUGAGGCAACCUGAGAUCGCUGUUAUAGAAGCUGACCAUCCUCUCAGUUACCUGCCCUGGACACAGACCACAACAGCCACCACCACUACCACCGUCACCAGCCCUGUCAGAAAUCCAGUCGUCCAACCAGGCUGGGUACACCCUGCACAGCGACCACCAGUGCAUUCUGCUCAAGUAGAUCACUUUCAAAAUAUAUUACCGAGGGAUCCCAUCCAAUCCACGCGCCAUGAGCCCAGUUACUGUAGAAAGUGUAAGAAGUCAAAAGGAAAAUCUCAAAGGAUUAAACAGUACUGCCAGAAAGACUUUGUUUUUCGUGGAAGAGUCCUCAGAAAGGCAGUUGUGGGGUCGGAGACUCGAUAUGAUGUGCAAAUCAGGCAAACAUACAAGAACAAAUAUCCCAUUGUCCACAGGGAAUACAUCUGGGUGCCAAACACAUGUGACUGUCCAUAUAUUCUAGAAAAGCGAGAGUACAUCAUGAUGGCAAGGCGACAUGUGAACUUUGAGCAAACACUGAACCGAAUUCUACUGGAGCACAACAGCUUUGUCAGGCUCUGGCAGCCAAAGGAAGACUUGAUGCUACGAGACAUAAAUAAAUAUUGCCACCGGUAUUCAUAACGCAAAGUCUAUCAUGAUGCAAACAUUUUACAACUCGGUCCAAUAUUGGAUUGUAUUUGGGAAGAGCCCAUGACAUUGCAAUAGAAAACCAUAUCAUUCCAUCGUUUAUGUGCAAAUCUCCAAUUAAGCACCUACUCACUGCUUAUAGUAAGUCCCUCUUUCUAAGCCACCAAGUACAUUCCCUGGAAGGAGUUACUUGGAGAUGACUCUAUGGGUCAAGGCACUGAGUUGUUGGAAAUAAGUUAAUGUGGCCGCUUUGUCCAUGCUCAAUUGAAGUUAAGAAAUAUGUCCUCAUAUUGGAAAGAAUUAUUGGGAGCCUUCAGAACUUUAUAUGUGGUCAGUCUGAACUAACAGUGUCUGGUUUUUCUGUAAGGAAUGUUCUCUAUGAUGAACUAUUUGAUAUGCAAGGUACCAUAAUGUCCAAUUUUGUUGAUGGCGACAGAAUCUAUAUUUUUAAACAAGCCAACCCAAUAUUACAUUAUUGUGACUGGAGCACAAUGAUAACUUUUCUGCAGCACCUUGAAAGUAAUGCACUUCAUUAUUUUUUAGCAAUUUCCCCCCAUGUAUUUGGGACAUCUGUUCCCUGAAGGAUGUUCCCAGGUUUGAACAGUCUUACAUUGCAUGAUCCUAUGUUAUUUUAAGGACAGGCAUUCUGUAUUAUACCUGGCAUGUUCUGAAUUUUGGGUGACGUAUUGGUAUAUGCCAAUUAUUUUAUAUCAUUUAUUUAAAUACAUAUAUUAAGUAUCUCACUUGUAUACUGACACUAAUCACUUUGCAUGGUACAUUAUGUAUCUAAGCAUCAAAGACAUUUUUUUAAGAAUUUUAUUGUACACUGUCAUUAAAAUUGGCAAACAUUAA